UGUAACUCUCGAGUGUUUUUCCAGCAGUAAAGUCCUCUCUCUUUCAACAGGGUAAAAUCGGCACUUGCAACAGUUCCCAGCAGAGUCAAUUUGAUGCUUGCCUCUUACCAAUCUAGAGCAAUAUGAUGUUUUGGCAAAGAGAUCCUCCUACCGCACAUUGACACCCAAGGGAGACUGUUCGAAAGGCGACAGGCGAGAAAGGAGGCCCGUUCGCAAGAUGUUUGGAAAAUCGAGUUUGAAAAUCGUCAGCCUUGUCACCACCACGAUAUGUGCCAUCACGAUCAUUUCCGACUUCAUUGGCAUGCUACAUCGUCCCCAAGCUCUCAGUGGUGCUACCAGCAGCAUAGGUACCAAAGUGCCACGAUCAAGUAUUGCGAAGCUUUCAAUGCUCUAUGGGGAGCCUAAUCCCCUCUAUGAACGGGCGCUGGCCGCCAAUAUUCCGCACAACAAGAACUUCGGAUACAGCAUGUAUGUGCUGAGAGAAAAGACUCUUCCAGGCUAUUGGUCCAAACCGGCAUACAUUCUGGACCAGUUGCUUGCUGAGUUGGCACUGCCGCAGGAGGAGCGGCUAAAAUGGUUGGUAUGGUUCGACGGAGAUAUUGUCUUGAUGAACCCGAAGAUUCCUUUGGAAAUCUUUUUACCCCCGGAGGACAAAUGGGGCCAUAUUCAUGCGUUGGUUACCAACGACCAUCGAGGGCUAAACAACGGCGUGUUUUUCUUGCGUGUGCAUGAAUGGUCGGUAUGGCUGAUGACGGCCACUCUGGGAUUGGAAAUCUAUGAGCCUGAUACUGAGCUGGAGUUUGGCGACCAGUCCGCAAUGGGAAUCUGGGUGCUGGAGGAGAGAUUCCGUGCAAACAUCAUGCAUGUGCCACAGAGGUGGUUCAAUGCAUAUGCUGGUAAUCGUGGUGAGACGAAUGGAUUGUUCGCGGAUCCUUUGGCACCACAGUCGAAAGUCCAUGCCAAUUCGAUCAAAGAGGGAGACCUGCUUGUCCACCAUGCUGGUCACAAAUCUCUCAGAGCACAACGCAUGGCACCGUGGAUGGACGUUGCUGAGCAGCAUCUGCCACAGUGGGAGUUGGAGCUGGAAGAAACAACAUACCAGCAAGAAAUCGCCGAUUUUUGGAAGACUGAGGCGCCAGAAGAAAGCCAACGAGUCGACAAGAUGAUUAAACAGGAAGAAAAGAAGAAGGCCGACAAAAGAAAGACACAAGCGAAGAUAGAAGUAAAGGCGGAAUAAGGCGUAUUGCGAGGGAACUCGACAACUAGAGAAACAGUCUUCAACAUGAGAAUGGACUUUGAGAGGGUUGCACUGGGAGGAUCUAUUUUACCUUCGAUGAGACCGGAUUGUUACAGAAGAAGAGGAUGGAAUGAUUUUAUAUUAUAAUGACUUGAUGAAGUAAGGUUGAUGGUGUUGUUGAGCAAGGAAGAAAGAGUACGAGGAGUGAGGAAUG
Exophiala oligosperma is the source of this 1451-nucleotide messenger RNA. RefSeq lists its product as uncharacterized. NCBI's taxonomy places the organism in Eukaryota, Fungi, Ascomycota, Eurotiomycetes, Chaetothyriales, Herpotrichiellaceae. Gene Ontology annotation, biological process: protein N-linked glycosylation. The transcript is spliced from 3 exons. Bases 218 to 1237 code for a protein of 339 amino acids. The record is from RefSeq and is a predicted model, not a curated record. Gene Ontology annotation, molecular function: glycosyltransferase activity. Gene Ontology annotation, cellular component: Golgi membrane.